AUUUUGAAUUCCCAAAUAACAGAUACUGGCAGGUAUGUCUGCGUUGUGGAAAACAUAGCUGGAAGUGCCAAGAAGUAUUUUAACCUAAAUGUUUACGUUCCUCCAAGUGUUGUUGGUACUAAUCCUGAGAAUUUGACUGUGGUGGUGAAUAAUUUCAUCUCUCUGACUUGUGAGGUCACUGGCUUUCCACCUCCUGAUCUCACCUGGCUCAAGAAUGGGGAACCGAUCAGUUCAAAUACCAACACUCUUCUUGUGCCUGUGCCCCCAAGCAUCAAAGACCAUAGUGGAACCUCACUGACAGUGCUGAACGUAAGAGUGGGAACCCCAGUGAUGUUGGAGUGUGAGUCCAAUGCUAUUCCACCACCAGUCAUCACCUGGUACAAGAACAGGCGCAUAAUUUCAGAGUCUGCAAAUGUGGAGAUCUUAGCAGAUGGGCAAACAUUACGAAUCAAGGGUGCAGAGGUUUCUGACACAGGCCAAUAUGUGUGCAAAGCCAUAAAUAUUGCAGGGCGAGAUGAUAAAAAUUUCCAUCUUAAUGUUUAUGUGCCACCAAAUAUAGAAGGACCUGAACGAGAGUUGGUCAAUGAAGCUAUCAGUAAUCCUGUUAGCUUUGUGUGUGAUGCUACUGGAAUUCCUCCACCAACAUUAGUGUGGCUUAAGAAUGGAAAACCAAUAGAAAGCUCUGACUCUCUCGAAGUUCAUAUUUUAUCUGGUGGAAGCAAGCUUCAAAUUGCUCGCUCUCAGCUUCUAGACAGUGGAACCUACACGUGUAUUGCCUCAAAUAUAGAGGGAAGAGCUCAGAAAACUUUUGUGCUUUCCAUUCAAGUUCCUCCUAACAUUGUUGGCUCUGAAACGCCUGGUGAGGUCAGUGUCCUCCUGGGAGAACCCAUCCAGCUUGUCUGCAAUGCCAAUGGAGUGCCUGCGCCUGUUCUGCAAUGGCUUAAAGAUGGAAAAACAGUUGCUAGUGAUGAUUUACAAAGAAUAAGAGUAACUCCAGAUGGCAGCACAUUAAACAUUUUCAGAGCUCUCAGUUCUGAUACAGGAAAAUACACUUGUGUGGCUACUAAUCCUGCAGGAGAGGAAGACCGAAUUUUCAACUUGAAUGUAUAUGUUCCUCCAGCAAUCGCCAAUAAUAAAGAUGAACCAGAGGACCUCACUGCCCUUUUGGACACCUCCCUAAAUAUUGAAUGUACUGCUACUGGAACCCCACCACCACAGAUUAACUGGCUAAAGAAUGGCCUUCCUCUGUCUGUCUCCUCCCAAAUCAGGUUGAUGUCAGCUGGGCAAAUUCUCAGAUUUGCCCGACUACAGAAAUCUGAUACUGGUGCAUACACUUGUGUAGCAUCUAACAGAGCUGGAGUGGACAACAAACAUUACAACCUUCAAGUUUUUGUACUACCAAGCUUGGAUAACGCAGGAGGAACAGAGGAAGUGACUGUAGUAAAAGGCAGUUCAGCUUUGAUGAAGUGUCUUACUGAUGGCACUCCUGCUCCUACUAUGUCCUGGUUUAUGAAUGGACGUCCUUUAAGCCUCGGAGCUCACCUGACAUCAAGUAACCAAGGAAUGGUCCUUAAUUUUGUAAAAGUAGAGACUGGUGACACAGGCAAAUACACUUGUGUAGCAUCCAAUGAGGCUGGAGAUACCAGCAAACAUUUUUCUCUGAAAGUGCUGGAGCCGCCUCACAUCAAUGGCUCAGAUGAACCAGAAGAGCUCUCUGUCAUCGUUAACAACCCUCUUGAACUUCUCUGUAUCUCUUCUGGCAUUCCGGUCCCCAAAAUUUCAUGGAUGAAGGAUGGGCGCCCGCUUCUGCUGAAUGAUAAUGUUCAUGUCUUAAGAGAUGUCCUUCGAAUAACCAGUGCUCAGGUUGAAGACACGGGAAGAUACACGUGUUUAGCAUCUAGCCCAGCAGGAGAUGACGAUAAGGAAUAUUUAGUAAGAGUACAUGUUCCUCCUAAUAUUGCUGGUACCAGUGGUCCACAGGACCUCACCGUGUUGCAGAACAGACAAGUUAUACUGGAAUGCAAGUCGGAUGCUGUGCCACCUCCGACAAUCUCAUGGCUUAAAAAUGGAGAACUUUUAGAGGGGGAUCCCUUGCUCCUCCUGGAUCCUCUGAACAAUGCUAGAAGCCUUCGGUAUACUCCUGAAUGGCUUCCCAGGAAAGAUGUAAACAACGUUAAGCCAGGAACUCCUCGAGUUCGAAUCCUAUCCAAUGGGCGAUACCUACAGAUCAAUAACGCUGACCUCAGCGAUACAGCAAGCUAUACGUGUGUGGCAAGUAAUAUCGCAGGAAAAGUGACCAGGGAGUUCGUGCUGACAGUACAUGUGGCUCCUACAAUCCAAAGCAGUCCUCAGUCUGCUGUUGUGCAUAUAAAUGCUUCUGCUAUUCUGGAGUGUGCUGCAGAAGGAGUACCAACCCCAAGAAUUACAUGGAGGAAGGAUGGGGCUAUUUUAACUGUAAACAAUACAAGAUAUUCCAUGUUAGAGGAUGGAUCUCUACACAUCCGCUCAGCACAUGUUACUGACACAGGAAGAUAUGUGUGUAUGGCAGCCAAUACAGCUGGCACUGAACGCAAACGAAUUGAUCUGCAAGUUCUUG
Nestor notabilis (Kea) is the source of this 2596-nucleotide messenger RNA. Its product is annotated as hemicentin-1-like. Lineage: Eukaryota; Metazoa; Chordata; Aves; Psittaciformes; Psittacidae. The annotation marks the transcript as partial. The transcript is spliced from 19 exons. The record is from RefSeq and is a predicted model, not a curated record.